Astrephomene gubernaculifera is the source of this 5535-nucleotide messenger RNA. The record is from the annotation of a GenBank genome assembly. Lineage: Eukaryota; Viridiplantae; Chlorophyta; Chlorophyceae; Chlamydomonadales; Astrephomenaceae.
UAUAACCCUGAACCAAGAGUAGUGUGAGCAAGAAAACUUAUAGCGACGAGCUCACAGAGAUUACCAGCGAAUGGCGAAACUGGUGCUUUUGGACUUAGCAACACCUUCGCCAUUACGGUACCGUAGUUGCGCCCCUACCAAGGGAUACCGCGACGCUAGUGUACAUGCUGUUAGGCAACACUGUUUAAAUGUGCGGCGCUCUUGUUUCAUAUAUGGGUUGGAGUAACCCAUUCUGCCCUGGCGCGCUCCCCGUCCGUAACGCCUGUUUGCUUUUUUACCGGAGCAAGCAUAACAAUGCCUACGGUAGAGCAAACCAUAGCUUGUUAGCCCAGUAGUACCUACAACAGGUGCAGACGGCAGUUGAUAUUACCGACAUGCGCGCGCGCCUCUUCGAACCCAGCUGCUCUACAAGCUAGUGAGGGCAUGCGUCAGUGAAUAGGCCUGCCGCAACAAGAAACUGCUGUUCUGAGCACUGCGGGCCUGAGAGAAGCCGGAGUGCUGGGACUCGCUAGGACCCGCUAGGACUGGCGAGGAAACAAUGGUCAUCAUCUCUCUUAGCUGUACCGUGACGGCCCAGGAGACGACGGCUUCAUCCUUGAAGCCGUCUGUGUUUCGUACAUCGCUAGCCCCUCAGAAGGGGCCGCGGCGCAGCCUUGACUCUGUCUGCGCACAUGUCCUGGCGACGCACGUCAACCCUCCGGAUUCCCAUGUUCCGGCUGGUAUACCAAGUCAAACAGCAACGGCUAUUGCGAUGGAAGCUGCGCCUGUCACCCACUGGACGCCGACUUGGACAAAGACCUUGCAGACCAAGUUUCUGGCUGUUUGGGAGAGCUGGCAAAAGCUAUCAGGACAGAUCAGCCAGUACAAGGCGUUGCGUCCUGACUGGGUAGCCACCACGCAAGAGCUGCUGGACCAGCAAUUCCAGCGAUUCCUCAGCAGCGUGGGCGCUGCAGCCUCAGCUCGCUCCACCUCCACAGCCGCGCCGAAACCCCUCCCUGGCGACGCUGAAGCCGAGGCUAACCGCCCAGUCACGCUCACACCGUACCUUACAGUGGCCGAUGAAGUCGAAAUUUCCUUUGCGGCCAUGCUUGCCGACUUGUGCAACAUGGCGUACGAGGUGGACAAGCUCGACCCCGAGCUCCUGGAGGCUCGGCACCGCCUGUCUCUCAUCGCCUCCUCCCUCACUUCAACUGGCUCCUGCACGAGCUCCAUGGAUGCUGCGGCAGCAAUCCUCGCUGCGGAGGAGGGUGAUGCUGAGCCCGAGGCAGACGGAGCAGCAGUCCAGCAGGACAAGCAGCAGCGCCCGCAGCAGCAACGGCGGCGCAAGGCGGCUGCGGCAUCCAUGGCAGAGGAGCAUGAGCCGAUGACGCCGGGCAUUGUGUCCUUCACCAUGGGCGGCUCACCGCCGCUGACGCCCGCCAUCUCCAUGCUGCAGCUGACCUCUCCCGAGGCGGUUACCGCGGCGCUGACCAGCCAGGGACACGGUGCCGCAUUUGCGCACCCUGUGUAUGUGUCCUCACUGCACCAUGGCCUGACCACAUCGCUGGGCUCGGGUGACGAGGAGGGUGAUGUUUCGGAUUCCGAGUGGCGGGCGGCCAUGGCGGCUGCGGGAGAGCGGGGCGUGAUUCUGAACCGUGCAAUGGGCGGCUCGCUGGGCACCAUGGGUUCCAUGGGAACAUGGGAGGACUUUGGAACGCCUUUGUCUGAGCAGCAUGUGACCCAGCAGCAGCAAUACACCGGGAGGGCGAUUGGCGCUGCUGAGAAGGCAACGGGGCGUGACGGCAUUGUGGCGGAGUUGCCUCGCCAGUCGUCCUUUUCAGCCGGCGGUGUCCUGUCGGUGGUACCUAGCUCUCCCGAGGUGUUCCUUCGCCGUUCCGCUUCCGCGCCUGCAACGUUUUACAGCGACGUGAACCUGAAUGAGGAACGCGACUUUGUGCCUGGGCAGCUGUACGGCUACAUGACACCGCUCGUGGAGCGGCGUGGCAGCAUCGACGGCAGCUUGGGUGUGCCCGGCUCUGAGGAUGAUGAUGUUCAUGUACUGCCCGUGGCAGCGGUUGCUCAGUCCGGUGCCGCGGGUGGCCGGGCGCUGCGUGCGAAGCAGGAGCAGCAGGGUGGAGGUGGCAGGCGCCGCCGCUCUAUGAGCGAUUCUGGCGUUGCGCAGGCAGCAGCGGUACCCGCGGCUGCUGUCGCCGCCGCUGUGGUAGCUGGAGGCAUGGAUGGGGCUGUGGAUGGGGCCGUCGAUAGUCGUCAGGAGGAGGGCGACAUGGCUCAGGCGGUUGCUGGGGGCCCGCCUGUGGUGGUGGCGUCUACCAAGGCGCCGCCGAACGCUUGGUUCUCAUGUGAUGACAAGCUGUCGAAGACGCGCUACUUUGCGAUUCAGGGCUCGACAUCCCUGGAGCACUGGCAGAUCAACCUGCAGUUUGAGCCGGUCAUCUUUGAAGACCCCAAAUUUGGCGUGCGCAUUCAUCGCGGUGUGUACGAGGCGGCCAAGGUGCUGUAUCGCGACCUGCUGCCCCUGGUGCAGCAGCACCUGGAGACGUCGCCCUUCGCCACGGUGUCCUUCACAGGCCAUUCGUUGGGCGGCAGCCUUGCUACCGUCCUCAUGCUGCUCUUUGUCAUCCGGGGCGUGCUGAAGCCCUCCAACAUCUCCCCCAACUACACGUUUGGCUCGCCCGCCAUCUUCUGCAAGGGCGCCGUGCCCAACGCACCCGAGGACCGCUGCUCCCAGUGCAAGCUCACCUGCGACAUGCGAGCUGCCGGCAACGAGGGCGGCGACCAAGACCAGCACCAUAACCACCACUUUUGCGAGCACCACCACGGUGCCCGCACCGCAACCAACAACAACACCAGCAACAGCAACGGUGGCGCUAGUCGCAGGAACAGCAACGGCGGUAACAAGAGCGCCAACACCGCCACCGCUGCUGCUGCUUCCUCCCCCCCGUCAGCAGCAUCAGCAGCAGCUUCCUCCGCCACCUCCUCAGUGGACCAGCCCCAGGUGCUGCCGCUGGGUCUGCUGGCUCAGCUGGGCUUGUCCGAGGACCACGUGGUCAACAUCAUCAUGCACAAGGACAUUGUGCCGCGCGCCUUUGUGUGCGACUACACCCACCUGGCGGGCAUGCUGCACCGCUGGUGGCCGGCGCUGCGGGCGCACCGGGAGCACCACCAGCAGCAGCUGCAGCUGGAGCAGCAGCUGGACGAGCAGGAGAACCCGGACAGCAAGGUGUUUAAGAGCCUGUACAACUUUGUGGGGCGAAUGGCGGUGCUGAGGCCCAGUCCGGACCUGCCGUUCAUUAAUGGUCCCUCCGACGCCUCGCACCCCAUGCUUCCCAACCGCCCGGCGCUUUACCGGGUUGGUAUCCACGAGGACGCCCCGCUGUCGGUUCUGGACCAUGAAGCCUCCUCCUUUGCCACUUGGGACGACAUCUUUGAGGGCUUCUCCACCGUCGCCAGCCGCAACCGCCGCGGCGGAGCUAGAGGCGGCGGUGCCAGCGCUGCCGCUGACGCCAAGCGCGCGGCACAGGUGGCGAGCAUGCAGAGCAGCAUGGUGCAGUUUAUGAACCAGCCGCACCCGCUUGCGACGCUGUCCGAGUACGGCGCGUACGGUCCCAAUGGCUGCAUCAGUCGCUUCCACAACCCAGACAACUACACACGGGCGCUGGCGGCCCUGUUGGACCGCUGAGGCGGCCCGCGGUGUUGCCGCGCAUGACAUGUGGGGCAGUGCGGCGGAGGAGCGACGGAUAAGGGAAGGGGACAACGCCAGGAGAAGCCCAUAACAGGACAGCAGCAGCGGGCCGUGAAGCAACCACACCACCUACCGGUCUUUCCGCUGCUACGCAGCACAUAUAUAACCUCGUUACGAAGAUACCCACACACAUCCCGAAGAAUGCCCUCUUCUUGUUGCAGUUGUAGCUGUCGAUCAUCGGCUUGUCAGUUGUGCUAGCAGUGCAUGGUGGCUUUACGUGCUGUUAUUCUGUCGUGGGGAUGGAGCACGAAGAUGCGGUGCUAGGAGCUGUGGUCCCAGUGCUGGAGGCCUGUUCACGCAGGUCCUAGACUGGAGGCACUUCUUCCUGUUGUUGAACUGCGGUUGCACUUCUCGUUGUGGCAGUUGGCUGCCUGCUAGGCCGGACACAGCUGGUGCAUAUCACAUCACAUCCAGUAGUUCACAUCUUUCAGGCAGCAGCAGAAGAAGAUUGAGGAAUUUGGCGCGCUGAAGAGUUUACCUUCGGAGAUCACCUCGGAACAUGGGCACCAUCGUGACAUAUUGAAGACAGGUCACCCCCUGUGUAUUUGAUGCUGUGUGUGUCGCUACGUUGCGGAAGUUCUCUGGCACUUGGCGUGCUCCUGUUGGCUUCUACGUCGAGCGUUUGUUCCCGUGUGUCUGCAUACCUGCUGCUCUUCGCAUUUGCCUGCAUUAUGGGUGCGCGAGUGGUUGGGUCAGCACUGGCAUGUGCGCUACUGGCUGGAGGAUUUCACCAGUAGCCUUACUUGGUUGGUCCCCAGCUUGGUGGUAUUUUUCUGUUUCCUGUUUUGUUCUUGUGGUAUGGAUUCAGCCUUGUCGUGUUUGAACGAGCAGCACGCGUCAAGCCCUAUUUUAGGGAUGAGAUUUCCUGGAUUGGGGCUUAGGUAGCGCUGUUUCGGGCGGGUUGCAAACUGAAGUUUAUCCCAUAAGCUGCGGCUCGGUUGCUGCAGCGAGCAAACAUAUCCUUAUUCCUGGAUCGGGUAUAUCCGUACUUCUUUUAGAGCCGUGGCGAUUUCUGGAACGUGAUAAACGGUUUUAUGCAUAGGGGCCUGGUGCCACAGGGCCAGCGGCACGGCUGCGGUGUGCUAUAUAUACGUGGUGUUGUGUCAUUGUUGCAGUUAUUAUACCGGUAGCAGUUGCCAAAGGGCCUUUGGCCUUCUUUGUUGUCCGUAGUUUAGCGGUGUCCUAUAGUUCAUCCGCAUUUGCGUGAUGCGAUCAGUCUUACUCACCAUGCGCCCCGGCGUGCCGGGGCUGGUGUUGGUUCAAUUAUAAGUUUUCUAAAAAAUGAAGAAAGUUUGAAAACUUGGCACGCGGGGCCCGUUCGUUGUUGAUUAGCGAUCGACGACUUGUCGCAUGCGUGCGCAGUUGCCCUUGCUGUCUUGUACACGGUCCCUGGCAUUUGACUGCAAAACAGGCCCAAGGGGUGUUGUAUGGUGGCGCCGAGGUAUCGCGUGCUCUGGCCAGGGACAGCUGGUGCCUGCUACGUUCUGGGUGUCUUUAUUAGUAUAGAGUGAAGAAUUGUGGUGUUGGCGUAAUUCAAACUUGCGGGAUGGUCGUUAAUGGAGAUAUGCGUGUGUGCUGGAGAAUAGGGCUAUACGAUCGCACGUAGUUGUGCUUGGGUAUGGGCGGGAGAGUGACGUUGUACCAAAGGGUGUUUGGGUUUGGUGGGUGUAGCUAAUAGCGUGGCUUCUUCUUCGGCCAGUCAUGUUGGCUGCUGGUGCAAAGUAAGCGUCCCGUUGGCGUGUUAGGGCAGUUGACUACCUGGCAAUCCCUGGGUACCGAGCAUGCCGUUAAGG